Messenger RNA from Aspergillus melleus, 1047 nucleotides. RefSeq names its product sterol desaturase family protein. The transcript has a single exon. Gene Ontology annotation, molecular function: C-4 methylsterol oxidase activity; iron ion binding. Bases 1 to 1047 code for a protein of 348 amino acids. Gene Ontology annotation, biological process: ergosterol biosynthetic process. The record is from RefSeq and is a predicted model, not a curated record. NCBI's taxonomy places the organism in Eukaryota, Fungi, Ascomycota, Eurotiomycetes, Eurotiales, Aspergillaceae.
AUGACUACCAGACCCAACCCGAAAGACUCGAUGAAGUCGACCUGGCGCGUCGGCAAUCGAGACGAAUGGAACAUCAACCACUGGGCCCUUGAGAUUCUCAAUGCCCAUCCCAUCGCCCUAGACCAAGAGGUCCCGGUGCACAGCAAAGACGAGAAAGUGCCCUUCAUGCCGCAAUGGUCCCUGCACCGCUGGGUGCUCUUCUACUCGGCCCUCCCACUCCUCCUGCACCAGCUCUACAUGUCCUACACCGGCAAGACCCUCGGCCCUUUCGCCGUCUUCAACCUUUACUUCUUCGCCUUCAACGCCACCGUGCUCUACCAGGUCCAAGUCCUGCGCCGUCUCGGCCACAUCCACGGCUUCCUCGACGGCGACCAGCACGAACGAGACGGUGUCCCAGACGUAGGAGUCAGCAAGGUGGUCACCUCGCUGUACAAAACCACCGGCUCUCGCAUCCUCCUCGCCAUCUACCUCACCUACACCCGCACCCAGCUCCCCAGCCAACUCACCUGGACGUGGCUCCCGCUCCAAAUCGGCCUGUAUGGCAUCAUCCUCGACUUCUGGUUCUACUGGUACCACCGCGUGAUGCACGACGUCAACAGUCUCUGGAAAUUCCACCGCACGCACCACCUCACCAAGCAUCCCAACCCGCUCCUCGCCGCCUACGCCGACCACGAACAGGAGUUCUUCGAUAUGGUCGGCGUCCCUCUCCUCACGUACCUCUCGUUCCGUCUCUUCGGCCUCCCGCUGGGUUUCUACGAGUGGUGGAUCUGUCACCAGUACGUCGCUUUCGCGGAGGUCUUUGGCCAUAGUGGCUUGCGGCUGCAUUUGACGGUGCCUUCGACGCUGAGUUGGCUGCUGCAGGCUCUGGACUGUGAGAUCGUCAUCGAAGACCAUGAUUUGCAUCAUCGGAAGGGCUGGCGUAAAAGCUAUAACUACGGGAAGCAGACGAGGCUCUGGGAUCGGGUGUUUGGGACUUGUCAUGAGCGGAUUGAGUCGGUGGUGGGGAAUGUCGAUUAUGAGAAUCCGGCCAUGAUGCCGCUUUUUUGA